AUUCUGUUAUUCUCCUAGAUACCUAUCAUUAUGAUAAUAUAACACCAUUUUAAAUAUUUUACCAUGUAAGCAAUCGUUUCCUCUCAUGAUUUGUGAUUCUCCUUCAAAGUAGACUAUUAGUGUUUUAUGAAGAAGACAUCUUGAUGAACUGGGAGCUCAAUUAGAAUUUUCCUCAUAUUGUCAUCACUCAGUGGCCAGCAUUAUAGAAUAAAAGAAACUUCCUGUUAUAGGAACUAGUAACAUUUGAGGAUGUAGCUGUGGAUUUCACCCAGGAGGAGUGGCAAUACCUGAACCCUCCACAGAGGACCCUGUACAGAGAUGUGAUGCUUGAGACCUACAGCAACCUUGUCUCUGUGGGCUCUGAAGACCAAGGAGGGAUCUAUCAUUUAUCAUCCUUAGAACAACAGUUUACUAAACCAGAUCUCAUUAUCAAGCUGGAGGUAGAAGAACCAGAGCCAGAUGGGGAAAUUUCGGUUUGGAACUUUCCAGAAGUCUGGCAGGAUAACCAAGAAAAGUAUCUGUUGAAGCAAGUUGGAUUCCCUGAUGGCAAAGUAAUUACUAAGAAUGUCCAUAACUAUGCUGAAUUUGGAAACACAUUUCACCUGAGCACAAGCCUUGUUGUUCCAAUGCAAAGAUCCCAUAUAUUUGAAUCAUUUGGAAAUAAUAUGGUGGACAAUGUAAGCCUAUUUAAUAGAAGCUCUGUAGAAAAUAAACAUGACACUGGUUGUGCAAAAUUAUUCUUCCAUACAGAAUAUGAAAAAUCUAAUUUCAUAGUGAAACCCUAUAGAUAUAAAGAAUAUGAAAAAAGCUUCAGACAAAGGAAAGGUCUUAGCCUUCAUCAGAGAAUUAAAAAUGGAGAGAAACCUUUUGAAUGUACUGCCUGUCAGAAAACCUUCAGCAAAAAGUCACACCUCAUUGUACACUGGAGAACUCAUACAGGAGAGAAACCAUUUAAAUGUACUGAAUGUGGGAAAGCUUUUAGCCAGAAGUCUCAGCUCAUUAUACACCUCAGAACUCAUACUGGAGAAAGACCCUUUGCAUGUCCAGAAUGUGGCAAAGCCUUCAGAGAAAAGUCAACUGUCAUCAUACAUUAUAGAACUCAUACAGGAGAGAAACCAUAUGAAUGUAAUGAAUGUGGAAAAGCCUUCACUCAGAAGUCAAACCUCAUUGUUCAUCAAAAAACCCACACAGGAGAGAAAGCCUAUGAGUGUACUAAAUGUGGGGAAUCUUUCAUGCAAAAACUUGACCUAAUUAUACACCAUAGUACUCACACAGGGAAGAAGCCUCAUGAAUGUAAUGAGUGUAAGAAAGCAUUCAGUGAUAAGUCAACCCUCAUUAUACAUCAGAGAACUCACACUGGAGAGAAACCUCAUAAAUGUAUUGAAUGUGGGAAGUCUUUCAAUGAGAAAUCAACACUUGUCGUGCACCAAAGAACUCAUACUGGUGAGAGGCCCUAUGAAUGUGACAUAUGUGGAAAAACUUUCACCCAAAAGUCAAAUCUAGGUGUUCAUCAAAGAACUCAUUCAGGAGAAAAACCAUUUGAGUGUAAUGAAUGUGAGAAAGCCUUCUCUCAGAAAUCCUAUCUCAUGCUACAUCAGCGAGGCCACACUGGAGAGAAGCCCUAUGAAUGCAAUGAAUGUGAAAAGGCAUUUUCUCAGAAGUCUUAUCUCAUUAUACAUCAAAGAACUCAUACAGAAGAAAAACCCUAUAAAUGUAAUGAGUGUGGAAAGUCAUUCCGAGAAAAGUCAAAGCUCAUUAUCCAUCAAAGGAUCCACACAGGAGAGAAACCCUAUGAAUGCCUUGUGUGCUGGAAAGCUUUUAGCCAGAAGUCACAGCUCAUCAUCCAUCAGAGAACACACACAGGAGAAAAGCCCUAUGAAUGCACAGAAUGUGGCAAAGCAUUCAGGGAAAAAUCCACAUUCACUGUACAUCGGAGAACUCACACUGGAGAGAAGCCUUAUAAGUGUACAGAAUGUGGGAAAGCCUUUACCCAGAAAUCCAACCUUAUUGUACAUCAGAGGAUCCAUGCAGGGAAGAAAGCCCAUGGAAGAGGCCACACCCACAAGUCAAAGCUCACUACACAAUAUAGAACAAAACAAUAGUGUCUUUCAUACCCAAAAGGAAAGAUGUGUUGAUUUAAUGUUUAAACAAAUUUCUUUUCAUCUGUUUUCACUCUGAUGCAGGUUGGAAAAAACCGAUAUGUAAUUUCUUUGAAAGUCACUGCAAUCAUAGGGCUGUCAGACUAAACGGCACUCAUACACAAGUGCAGAAAACUUCAAGGCUUCAAAAUUGAAACAGCAUAGCUAAGGACUCUCUACUGAAGUUUGAGUUAUACUCUAAGGUGCGUGACCAGAGAUAGCUGUGGCAAAGACUGUGAGGCCUGAGGAGAAACAGACCUUUUAUUUACAGAAAGUAAUCUGACAGAUUUAAGGAGCAGCUGGAGGUGGGGAAGCUGGGGCAAAUAAAUGGAUAUAGUUGGUCU
Molecule: messenger RNA, 2482 nt
Organism: Phodopus roborovskii (desert hamster)
Lineage: Eukaryota; Metazoa; Chordata; Mammalia; Rodentia; Cricetidae
Gene: Znf182
Product: zinc finger protein 182
Exons: 3
Coding region: 324-2102 (592 amino acids)
Biological process (GO): negative regulation of transcription by RNA polymerase II
Molecular function (GO): DNA-binding transcription repressor activity, RNA polymerase II-specific
Source: RefSeq, a predicted model, not a curated record